Molecule: messenger RNA, 4632 nt
Organism: Fusarium venenatum
Lineage: Eukaryota; Fungi; Ascomycota; Sordariomycetes; Hypocreales; Nectriaceae
Source: RefSeq, a predicted model, not a curated record
AUGAACAGCCAGAAUCUUGGCCCAGCAGGAUACGAUAGAGACCACGAAAUGGACGACCGACAUCGAGCUUUACAGCAACGCGAGGAGAUGGCCCGCCGAGAUCAAGAACGAGAACGAGAGCGCGAACGUGAGCGCGACCGUGACCGAGAGUCCAACGAACGAUACCAAUCAACACCUCACCAUAGCAGCGCUGGUUCUAUCCCCAUCCACCAGCCUGUCGCGUCGCGGAUUUCCGGUGCAAUCCAUAGCCCUGGGGGACUGCUCGCCAACCAUAACGGAAACCCUCAGAUUCCCCUCGGUACCCCAUCAGCUGCUCCUUUAGUCGCCUUAGGGUUACUACAAACCGAACACAACCGACCGGUCCAGCACGGGGGGCCAAACAACGGCAACACCCAACCGCAAAUGUUUGCUCCGAUGCCUCAUGCGACUGGACCGCCAGCUUCGACGCAGGCUGCUACCAAUAGUGGUGUGGCUGCUGUCUUUGGCGGCCCUUUACCACAACAACCCCAGGAGGGUCAGCGAGGUGGCCAGCAAGGCGCGCCAUUCAACCCAGGAGCUGCAUCUGCGGCCCAUCAGCUUCCUGGGGGUAUUACCCAGGGCCAGCAACCUAUUCUUAAUACGGGUGCCGUCUGUGGAGGGGUACGUGUAAGCGUUUGCGCAGCUAGCAGCCACCCGGCAGGUUUGCGUUUGCGACCUGGUGAUGCGACAGCGCGGGCCGCUGCCAAAGCACCCGCAUCCUUUCCCUCAUUCACCUUCUGGCUCCUGCAGCUCAACUUCAUUUACCCCUCCUUCGGAACUCUCCAAAUUGCUAGAUUUAUUCGCCUGACAUGGAAGCCCACAGCCUUCUUGCAAACCUUUUGGCACAGCCAGGAAACCUCGUUGGCGUCUUCUGCCCUCACCUACCUCGACCAGGUCAAAGUCCAGUUUCACGAUCAACCGGAUGUUUAUAACCGCUUUCUUGAUAUUAUGAAGGAUUUCAAGAGUCAGGCGUACGCCACUAUCGAUACUCCAGGUGUAAUCAACCGAGUCUCGGAGCUUUUCGCCGGACACCCAAAUCUUAUUCAAGGAUUCAACACUUUCUUGCCUCCCGGUUAUCGAAUCGAGUGCGGCGGUGGCAACGACCCGAAUACAAUCCGUGUUACCACACCUAUGGGUACCACGGUUCAGUCCAUCCGCGGAAACCAAGGUGACGGCCAUGGGCCCACCGUUAACCAGCCUUUGUUUCCUGAACGCGGCGGCCAGUGGCAGCAACAGCAGCAACAGAGGCCUCAACAUAGCAUUGAGAGUCCAGAGGCUCAGUUUAGCACUCCAGUGCAAAACGGCGCGAGUCUCUUUGUUCAGGCUGCAGCUCACAAUGCUGCAUUUAAUGAGAGCAACAACCAAGGUCAGCGACGGGCUUUGCCUCAAGGCAGCGCGGCUCCUGGUGAGGGCCCUAACGCUCGUCAUGCAUUAACACCCACUCCAGGACAAGCUGGGGUGAACGGCAAUGCGGCAAACCAGGCAAACAUGGAACGUCGUGGACCGGUUGAAUUCAACCAUGCUAUCAGCUACGUGAAUAAGAUCAAGAACCGUUUCCAGGACAAACCUGAGAUUUACAAACAAUUUCUUGAGAUCCUCCAAACAUAUCAGCGCGAACAAAAGCCUAUUCAGGACGUAUACGCGCAGGUGACUACUCUUUUCAACUCUGCCCCUGACCUGCUUGAGGACUUUAAGCAGUUCCUACCAGAAUCUGCUGGUCAGGCCAAGCAGACUCCUAACCGAAUGGAAGACGGGCCCCCAACGGGUCCCAACCAGACACCUCAACCUGCUAUGAGAGAUGGCCAGAAGAUGCCUCCACUUGGCAGCUUUGCGCCCCCUGCCAGCGCAACAAAGGAUAACAAAAAGCGCCCAAGAGCUGACAAGCAGGCUGUUCAGCCUGCGACUAUCCUUGCGGAGGCGACUGCGGCUGCGCGCAUCGCACCUCCUGCAGUGAACGGUAACAAGAGACCUAAACUCAGUCAUACGAGACUAGGUGGUGACAACUUUGCAGUCGAACCGACAUUGACGCCUGUCAUGCCGGAACCAUAUCCCGCCAGGACCUCUUCGACAUCGAAUCAAGAGGAGAUCGCCUUUUUCGAGCGAGUUAAGAAGUACCUCAGCAACAGAUCUUCCAUGAAUGAGUUUUUGAAACUCUGCAAUCUCUUCAGCCAGAACAUCAUCGAUCGUAAUACGUUAUUCCACAAGGGCGCAUUGUUUAUCGGUGCAAACCCUGAUCUGAUGACUUUCUGGAAGAGCUUUGUAGGUGUUGAUACUCACGAUGUCAUUAUUGACAACCGCCCUGCGCCCCCGACAGACAAGGUGUCCCUCAGCAACUGCCGCGGGUAUGGGCCCAGUUAUCGAUUACUUCCGAAGCGAGAACGCCUUAAGCCCUGCAGUGGCCGCGACGAGCUGUGCAACUCUGUACUCAACGACGAGUGGGCCUCACAUCCUACCUGGGCGUCUGAGGAUAGUGGGUUUGUUGCUCAUAGAAAGAAUCAGUUUGAAGAGGGUCUGCAUCGCAUUGAGGAAGAGCGCCACGACUACGAUUUCAAUAUUGAAGCUAAUCUUAAGUGCAUUCAACUCUUGGAGCCUAUUGCACAACAGAUGCUGGCGAUGUCUGCUCCUGAAAGGGAUGCCUUCCAUAUGCCCGCUGCCCUGGCUGGUCAAAGCACAUCCAUCUUCAAGCGUAUAUGCAAGAAGAUCUACGGCGAACGAGGUAUUGAUGUUGUUAACGACAUGUUCACUCACCCUUUCGACGUCGUGCCUGUUUUGUUGGCUCGUAUGAAACAAAAGGACGAAGAAUGGCGAUUCUCCCAGCGUGAGUGGGAGAAGGUCUGGCAUGCUCAGACUGAGAACAUGCACCUCAAGAGUUUGGAUCACAUGGGCAUUCUUGUGAAGCAGAACGACAAGAGACAUCUGACUGCAAAGCACCUUGUCGAUGUUAUUAAGACAAAGCACGAGGAGCAACGCCGUGAACGAUCACUGAAGGGCGGAAUCCCUCGUCAUCAGUUCAGCUGGGACUUUAGCGACAAGGAUACCAUCAUUGAUCUUCUACGUCUGAUGAUGCUGUACAGUUUGCACAAUGGCCAGCACAGCAGCCAGGAGAAGGAACGCAUCCUUGAGUUCUUCGAGUCUUUCAUCCCUAUGUUCUUUGACAUACCAGAAGAGAGCAUCCAGGACAAGCUCCCAAAGAUGCAGCCAGACUCUGGCGAGGAAGAGGUUGAAGAUAACACACCUGCGGAACUUACCAAUGGCCGAAGCCGACGUAACGGCCGGAAAGGAGAUCUCCUUAGAGGGGUUCUUGAUCCUGGCCGCAAUGGCAGCAAACCUCGCGGCAACAAGGAAGACAGUGGUUCUGGAAGCAAGGAGACCACUCCUGAUGUCACCUCUGCAAAUGAAGAGGAGAUGCCCGACGCCUCUGAGGACGCUACGAACACUGAGAUUUCUAACGACCGCUGGAUGCCUAACAUUCCUAAGCCAGUCGUCGUUGGUGAUAGCGACGCUAUCUUGAGUACGGAGGGCGAACUGAAAGCUGACGGGUUCUUUACUCGGCCCUGGUACAAUUUCUUUUGCAACCAGACCUUAUUUGUCUUUUUCAGCAUCUUCCAAACUCUCUACAGACGUCUUCAAGAUCUCAAGGAGGCUAAGGAAGUAGUAGCUAAAGAGGUCGACCGCCUCAACAAACAGAAGCCUGCCCGGGACAUUGGUUUCACCGAGAACCACAUGAAGUUUUUCGACGCCAAUGACGACCCUGAUAGCUACUGGCCCAAGACUCUAGAGCUCAUUGAGGAGUAUAUCUCAGGUGACGUGGAUGAGAGCCGCUACCAGGAUGUGAUGCGACACUACUACCUCAAGACUGGAUGGAAAGUGUACACGAUUCAGGAUCUCCUAAAGACUCUCUGCCGUGUUGCUCUCACCUGCAGUAGCACAGAUGCUAAGGAGAAGACUCCUGAUCUGAUUGCUCAGUACCAGGCUAGUCGCGAGCGAGAGGAGACAAGCUUCCAGACUGAGAUCAGUGCUCGUAAGUUUGCAGAGAAGUGUGUUAAGGACGGAGAUGUCUUUGUGAUAUGCUGGCUGCCUGCCAAGUCUGAGGCGACUGUGCGAUGGCUCCAACGGGACGAGACAACAUUCUACAUGGACGAAAUGCAGCUCCGCGAGCGUUGGCAAUACUACAUCUCGUCAUUCAUCCGUGUCGAACCCACUGAGGGAGUUCAAAGAUCGAAACUCCAAAAGGUGGUGCUAUCCCGCAACUUGCCAUCGGCUGACACCGAUAACGACGAUGAUGCCAUCCCCAAGCCUGUAUCCUACAAGGAGAACCUGACAAUCAGCAUUUGCCUGAAGAGUUCUAAGAUGGUCUGGGCUCCUGGUACUUCGGAAUACGUUGUUUACGACCAGGCCCCCAAGUCGGCUGAACAACGUGAGCGUCGUGAGAAGUUCACUCGCGCUCUGAGCACACACCGAGAGAACAAGCUUCUCGAGAAGUGGGUGCACAACCCGGCUUGGACCAAAGACCUUAGUCCAGAGGAGGUUCAGGAGCAGAACAAGAACUUCCGCAACUGGAUGGAUGAUGGCAUCGUUCCGCCCAGCGCUGCUGAAGAUGUGGAGAUGGACUAG